Molecule: messenger RNA, 2154 nt
Organism: Xenia sp. Carnegie-2017
Lineage: Eukaryota; Metazoa; Cnidaria; Anthozoa; Malacalcyonacea; Xeniidae
Product: EGF-like repeat and discoidin I-like domain-containing protein 3
Exons: 6
Coding region: 73-957 (294 amino acids)
Source: RefSeq, a predicted model, not a curated record
CACAAAUUUCAACUUACCUUUUCGUAUUCAUUUUAUCCUCAACUAGACAAAACAUUUGCUUCCUUUUUGAAAAUGGCGAAUUUGCAGCGAUUUUGGAUAAUUACUUUUUUGUCGGGCCUUGUUAAACAACAGAUCGUGGCCGUCGAUUUGGAGAAAACAAAGUCUUCAAAUGACUGCAACCUUCCACUUGGUGUUGGUGACGGACGGAUUGCAGACAGUCAGUUAACUUCACCUUCCUUUGUAUCAACUUUAUACAUCUCAAAAGAUGAUAUUUACGUAAAUGCCAAGGCAAAGUAUGGUCGACUUAAUGAUAAAUAUGCUUUCUGUGGCGGACGUUUCUCAUAUUUACAGGUCAAUCUUGGUCAGGUUGUUUAUAUGACGGCUGUUGCUACACAAGGUCUUGAUGAUUGGGCACCAAGUUAUGUCGAAACUUACCAUCUUCGUUUCAGUUUAAAUGGUCAAGAUUGGUUCAACUAUAGCACUCCAAAUAAGGUUUGGCGAGGAAAUAUCAACGGUCGUGUCAUAAAACGAAAUGAUUUGAUAUUUUCAAUACAGACUCAAUAUUUACGUAUUUAUCCUCUACGUUAUAAUUAUGAAAGAUGUCUUCGUGUGGAAGUCUAUGGCUGCAAGUCAAGUGAUCCUGGUCAGUUAGAAAGUACUUCAACAACUCCUCGCCUGACGACCUCGGUUUAUGAUGUAAAGGUCAGCCCAGUGAAAACUGCUCCAGCUGAUGAUGAAAAGUUGGCCACUGUGAAAGUAUUAUCUGUUGUCAACCAUGGAAAUUCUACAGUCCCUAAUAAAAUUGUUGAUCGUGCAAAUGUUGCAUUGAUGUUGGAAUUUUCUAUUGGAUGUUUUGUGUUGGUCAACUUAACUAUUCUUGUUUUCAUGUUGUCCAAGUGUAAAACUGUGAAAAAUGCAGGCGCAAGUUACAGAAUUGUCAAGAAAGAACUCGUCUGAUAACUGCAUCAUCUCAAGAUUUUAAGGCCAGUUUUUGUUGUAAAAUGUUUAAAUGUCCUCCACAAACUAUUUUGAAAUUUUGGGAUUUUUGAUUCAGUGACAGAGUGAGUUUUAAAGAACAACUAGAUGCUGUAGUUUACUUAAAUAAUUAUACGUUUUUCACAUGCAUACUUAUGUAGUUUGAGAUAUUUCCUAAAAACUGGUGACUUUAACGAAAUUUUUUCUUACUGCCAACAUCACUAACAUGUAAAUUGUCUAGGGUAAGAACCUACUGCUCACUAAGUCGUCAUGACACACAGAUAACACUCAAACAUUUCAUAUUUCUUGUUAAAGAAAUACUAGUUUUCAGGAAAUGUCUCGUCUUUGUGCUUUAGACAAUAUAUAUUUAAUUAUUUGUGUUUUAGAAACAUGCGAUGUAAAUAUAACGAUAUUCAGUGUUUAUUUUGUACAGAACUUCAGUGUAGGUUUGUGCUUGUGAGCCGGCUAUACAUCGCACAGCAGCAGCUUAAGUAAGAUAAUUAAUGACACAUUAUUGGGUACACAGCCCCAGAGUGAGUUUGUACAUAUUUGAAGAAUUAUUUAUUUUGAUUGUACCCAUGCAUGGAACUUUAGCAUUGCGCAAAAAUCAAUGCUACAAUUAUGUCGACACGGAAAAAUAAUACCAGUUAAAUAUUAUCAAUUUCAAAAAGUUUUUUAGUCUUCAGUAAUUGAGAAGAGAACUAUUUCAAAACAUUCUAUACCAGUGCAAGGGCUCCAUUCAUCAAUAUAAUUUUUACAAUCCUAGACAAGUUUUUCAGCCUUUCGAAAAUAUUUUAGCUUCCCUUCGGCCAAACAUAAAUCUAGUGGAAUUGCAGAGUUUCAUACUGAAUGUUUAAAGUCCUUAUGAUUCUUUCUUUGAAUCUAAAUCUUACCUUCGUUUCUUAACGCUUUGAUUUAUGUCACUUCCCUUGGUAGUUCUCCAUAAAACUACAUAAAAAUCCAUCUAUGGUCAAUGUCAUGAAAGAAAUGUUGUUAAUAUUCAAAACUGUUCUCAAUUACUGAAGGCCAAAAGACGAAGAGUAUUUAUACACAAUGCCAGAGUGUGUUUGUAUUGUCUCUGCCACCGUCCAUCUUAAAGAUUUGGUGUUAGGAUAGUUUAAAUGUUUAUUAAUGUUAAAACUUUUUGUUGUAUUUUGUGUUUAUAAACUGGCUAGUUAA